AUGUCUUCUUCCUCUUCCUCCCUCCUCCUUCUGUCAGGCCUGGCAGCCCUGCUCUUCCUCUCCCCGGUGGAGGCAGGCCUCGCCUUCCGGCACAACAACCCUCGGGUCCAACCCCGACAGGAGGUUUCGACGGACAUGCUCACGACCAUGACCUUCUGGUCCUGUACGGAGACAAGCACGGUCUUCUCGACCGUCAUAUCCAUUCCGCCGCCCGUAACCGUCACCUCUGUCACCACUGUCACCCAGACGCCGGUGCCACCCCCACCGCCACACAAGCACUUUAGCCAAUACAACCUCUCCUUCCUCGUCUACGGCGUCGUUCCCCUCAUUCAUAAAUACCACCACGACUGCUUCCCAGGUUCUCUCAACUCUGUCUUCUCUGGUCAACGGUACCUCCACUGCCACUUUGACACUCUCAACCUUGGCGCCCUUACUGAACACUACCAUCACCACGACGGCGACGGCAGCGACGACGACAGCAACAGCACAGCCCUCGCAUCUACCACCGAGCUCCUCACCAGCAGCUCGAGCGGCGCUCCCGAAUUGACCCCGUGCGAGACCGAGACAGAGAUGUUCACAUUCACGGAGACACUGGAGUCUCUGACUCAGUCUGCGCCUCAGUCGCUGAGCUCCAGUGUAUUGACCACCGACGUCAUCUACAUAACAACGGAGACGGUCGAGUACACCCCGACACAGACGACUGACACCACUGUGUAUGUGACCGUAUACAUCAUGGACCUGGUAACACAAGUUGAUAGACCGAGACUUCCGAUAUACGUGGUCAACAUGGUCCAUAAUUUGUCUAAUUGA
Molecule: messenger RNA, 810 nt
Organism: Cryphonectria parasitica EP155
Lineage: Eukaryota; Fungi; Ascomycota; Sordariomycetes; Diaporthales; Cryphonectriaceae
Exons: 6
Coding region: 1-810 (269 amino acids)
Source: RefSeq, a predicted model, not a curated record